UCAACAACCCUGUGAAUCGAUAAGACACAUAAUCAAAAGUCGCGGGUAUAUCUGAAUAAGUCAGUGAUCGUCGGGUUGUAAAAAUUUGUACUAGAAAUGAUCCGUCUUGGCCGCCGUGGCAAUGGAAACAGCAGAAAGUAAUGUCGAAUUUUUUAGAAAUUUAGAAAAGUGGUUUCAUUGAUAUUAAAUAUGAUUGUUUCAAUAUGUUUCAUAUCGUCAAGCCCAGCUUAUCGAUCCGGUAUUUUUUCUCAACAUUUUUUGUGCUCUCUGCGUUGCAUCUAAUUUUUUUUGUGUGUUAGUUUUUGUGAUUAAAUUUUGAGUUUCCCCACCCUCAUACUUGCACACGCAACUUUAUUGCGUGCCGUCACGCAGCAGCAGCACGUCUGUGCUUGUUUCGGUUGCGCGCGUCGCUGCCAGCAGAAUACUGCAGGUGUUUUUUUUUAUUUCAUUGUUUAUUGUGAAAUUGUGCAUAUCGGGAAAAAGAAGCGGAGUUGUCCGCAUAUGUGGUUGUCACUUUUUAGACUGUCUGCAGUGCUGCCUCUCACAGAAGAAGUGCAACCAGGUUAUGGAUACCGGUUCCAAGAUACGCCAGCUGUGUAAACUCUGGAAACUCUGGAAACUGUGGGACACAAAGACCUAAAUUUAAACUGCAACUGUAACUGCAACGGCAACUGCAACGGCGACGGACAAAAUUGUCCCCAAACUGUCAUUGUCUUCGGCGUUGUGCAACGUUUUAAUUGAAAAAGUUUUGCAUACGCAAUUCUGCAUAGAGACACGCAAAUAUGACUGUCAAAUUGGCCAAGCUCUUUGGAGGAGUUGGGGUUGGGGUUGGGGUUGGGGCAGUCGGAGUAGGAAUGGGAGUGGGAGUGGGAGUGGGAGUGGGAGCUGGUUCCGGCAGCAGUGUCCAUGGCGAGAGCAACAUGGAUGCGAGCCACCAGCCGCUGGCACACGUGCAAACUCCAGCGGCGCAAAACCAACACCAGCACCAACAGGCACAGCAGCCGCCGCCUCUGCCACCACCAAAUACAAAUAUGAAGAAUCUCAAGUACUACGAGCACCUGCAGGCCUCCUACGACUGCCACGAUCUGAUGCUGGACGAGGAGGACGAUCAGGAAAACUACGAGGAUAGCAUGUCCCUGAGCUCCGUCUGCAUGCAGCGCAACCAACCGUUCAACAAUUCUCAGCGGCCCCUGCUUGGGGAGCGGCGGCCCCAGCUCACCUUGACGGCUGUGGGCCAGAAAACUGUGGCCAAGUCCUUCCAGCAGCACGCCCUGCCUGGCCCUGCCCUGUCCCUGGCACCGCAGAGAGGCCACGCGACCGCCGCGUACAUAUCGCCCUAUGUGCACCAGCAGAAACGCGACAGCGCCAAGGGCCUGCACGGCUUCAACGACUUCGACGCCCUGUCCCAGCAGUACAACCAGCACCUGCAGAGUCCGCACAUCGGCUACCCCUACGGGAGUCCGCCCUCGCCCACCGCCCACUCGCGCGACUUUUGCUUCGACCGCCAGUCGGGCCAGGCCACGUCCAGCAGUUCGUCCAACUGCAGCAGCUCGGUAACUACCUCCACCGCGUCGCCGACGCGCUACUACCAGGACGCGGCGACGGCCCCAGUCUAUCCGUCGCGGUUCGAAGACGACUUCUGUGUGCGUCGCCCGGCAGACUCGCCCCUUUCCCUAUCCGUGUCCGAGGCCCCGCCAUUGCCCCCCGCAGCGGCGGCCGCCUCCACCACGGGUCCCUUCAUCUUCGGCAUCUCCCACGAACAGCAGCCUGCGCACUACGGCUGCACUCCGGUGACCCCGACAGCCUCGCGAAAUGCACUUCAGCCUCUGAAAAUUCCGUUCAGAAGGGACCACAAGCCGCUGCAUUCCUGCGCUGCAAGCAGUAGUAAAGGAUCCAAAUUCUUGUUACGGAAACGUAAAUCGAAGAAGACAGCAGCACCAGCGUCACCGAAUGACGGAUCAAGAACUGCCGCAAAUGGUGGCACAAACGCUGGCACCGCCACGCAGCCUUCAAUUAAGUGCGUGCUCGUCGGAGACGGAGCUGUGGGCAAAACCAACUUGAUACUGUCAUAUCUGGAGAACAGUUUUAAUCCAGAGCACAUCCCGACGGCCUCAGAUAUUUAUAAAGGAAAAAGUCAAGGAUGUGUUCGAUACGGCCAUUUGGGAGGGUCUUGUGCCCACCACGCUGCCGCCCACGCCUUCUUUUUGGCGAAAAUUGUUAUGUUUGGCCUGAAAAAAGUAGAUGGAUUGAACACAGGAUUGCUUGAAAGCUCUGCACAGGAAUAUAUUAUUUUUAUUUUUUCGCUAAUACAUAGGAGUAGUAUAUUAUAUACAUAUUAAUAGUUAUUUAUAACUAGCAUUAUCUAUCGUUUUUCGUUUAGCAGUGCUCUUUAUGUUUUGAAUGCACACAGACUGAUCUACAAAUAAAUAAAAAUAUAUAUGGAAUAUAUAAUUAAAUUUAUUAAAAAUCGUUGGACUUGGUAAAGUUAUUGACUACAUAUGUAUGUAUUUUUAAAAGCCUCUACAGAACUCCAAUAAUUAUCUUGAUUGAUUUGUUUCAAUUUGUAAGUUCUACACUCAUAUUUUUUCAAACUUAAUCAAUAUUGUUAGUCUUUAAAUUACGAGUAUUCAACCUACUGCUUAUGUCGUACAUUUGGGCAUUUCCGUGGAAAUGUCAACCAAAAAACAAAAGUCAAUAAAAACACACUUCCAUAUACAUUUGUCCCGAUAUUAUUUUCUAAGUUGAUUGAAAAUCAGCUAAUUUAACCAAUUGGCAUAUAAUUUUAUUAUCUUUGAUUUGAAAACGUAUUAAAAUAUUGUAAGCAGAAGAUCACUUUUCUGGUACCUUUCCAUAUAUUUACAGUCAUGUUUUCCUUUACUAUUUUCUUCUAUUAGAAAGAUAAAAGGUUUCCCGCAAAAGUCUCUUAAAAGCCAACUAAGUUCUUUGUUAAGAAAAUAUGGAGUGCUUUAUGAGAGAGUGUGAGGUGAUAGAGUAAAAAAAACACAUGGAAAAAUCGUACUUUCGCGACCGGUACUUAAUUCAAUUUUCAAAACACCAGUAGAGAUAAUUUAUUGUGUAAAUAAUCGGCGGAAACCUACAUUAAUCCUCUUUUAAAAUAAGUUAACUGAUUUAGAUUAGAUUAGGUUAAGCCAAAGUCAGCUUAUUUUUCGCGUACGUUCUGUGGUAGUAAACAUAGGACUAACAAAAUUCUAUCGAAUCGACAAAAAAAAAACCUGGGGAAAAUAUUUGUUUUCUAUCUUAUUAGUAAAUCAAAACAUACGAACGUAUCCGCGGAAAUGCCCAUUUAUCAUUUCAUCCAUUUAAGCAUUCGAAUUAUAAGAAUAUAUUAUAAAUUUUGUAUACUUAAAGUCACAUAAAACGUUAAAAAUGACAGAAA
Messenger RNA from Drosophila pseudoobscura, 3397 nucleotides. RefSeq names its product RhoU (gene RhoU). Lineage: Eukaryota; Metazoa; Arthropoda; Insecta; Diptera; Drosophilidae. The record is from RefSeq and is a predicted model, not a curated record. Gene Ontology annotation, molecular function: protein kinase binding; GTPase activity; GTP binding. Gene Ontology annotation, biological process: endocytosis; establishment or maintenance of cell polarity; Cdc42 protein signal transduction. The transcript has 5 exons. The coding region runs from base 783 to 2339 and encodes 518 amino acids.